Molecule: messenger RNA, 438 nt
Organism: Colletotrichum abscissum
Lineage: Eukaryota; Fungi; Ascomycota; Sordariomycetes; Glomerellales; Glomerellaceae
Exons: 2
Coding region: 1-438 (145 amino acids)
Source: RefSeq, a predicted model, not a curated record
AUGCUCAUCAGACAUCCCAAGUCUUCUUCAUGCUUUACCUCAAAUCAUCACCUGUCAUUCCAGUGCCAUCAGCUCUUGAUAGCUUGUGGCAGACGGCCCAAGUAUCCGAGAAGUCCGCCAUGCUCCAGCGUUCAUGCUCAUUGUCGGAAUACCUACAUGCUGAUGUUAUUCUCGGAAAAUUGGACAGUGCAAUCGGGCCAGAUACUGGACUUUCCUCUGAUGUGCCCGGCUUUCAACAACACAUCCAUUGGCAUUUCACUGCAAGGACGUCGUCUGCCCACGGCCAUCCGUCGACAGAUAGCACCCCAGGCCGAUCGCCAAUGCCAAUCGCAAUUGAGUCGCCUACUACGAAAUCUGAUAGAUAGGACGAAAGCAAAGUAUCACAGGUAUCUCACUCGAUCAGAAGUGGACAGCCAAAUGUCGAUAUCACAAGGAUGA